AGAGCAAGGAGCCGAGAGUUUUGGAUAGUAUAGAGGACAUGAUAGAGACAGAGAAUGACGAGGAGAGUAACGUAACAAGUAAAUUACAAUUAAGAGCAAGCAGUUCAAUUAAGGAAACAGGUUCGCAAUCAAGCGUGAAUCAACCAGACAAAGAUGCAGAUAUGGAGCUGUCGGAGGAGAUUAUAGAUUCGAGCCAAGAACCAAGUACCAGGACAAGGAAUGCAGAGGACGAUACACAAACAACCAACCGAAAGGAACAGGAAAAUGUCAACAAACAAGUAACGAAUAUAAAUAAGAGGCUGAAAGAUUGAUUACUGGGAAGAACUAUGAACAAAUAAUUCCGAAAUAUGAUAGGUACACCAAUCCAAGCGCAUGGCCUAAGCUAAAACAAAAUAUUGUAAAAAAUGAUUUCAGAAAAGAAAAAGAAAACCCAACGGUUAUACAUGGCCCUCCGAGAGAAGGACAAGGUUAUACACACAAACCCAAAGAACGAGAAGCAUUCAGAAGAGAAAAAGAAAAAAUUGAGGAAGGAAGACAGGCGUACUUAAAUUAUUAUAGAGAA
This is a messenger RNA of Nylanderia fulva, 562 nucleotides long. NCBI's taxonomy places the organism in Eukaryota, Metazoa, Arthropoda, Insecta, Hymenoptera, Formicidae. The record is from RefSeq and is a predicted model, not a curated record.